Dromiciops gliroides (monito del monte) is the source of this 3943-nucleotide messenger RNA. It is a transcript of the gene ACAD9, whose product is annotated as acyl-CoA dehydrogenase family member 9. Gene Ontology annotation, molecular function: flavin adenine dinucleotide binding; acyl-CoA dehydrogenase activity. Lineage: Eukaryota; Metazoa; Chordata; Mammalia; Microbiotheria; Microbiotheriidae. The record is from RefSeq and is a predicted model, not a curated record.
CAUCGGGAGGCGUCCGCGUGUGACGCCAUCGGGAGGCGCCCGAGCGUCUCCCGGCUCCUGGGGCGCUUUGGCGGCAGCUUGGAACUUGCGCGCGGACCAUCAUGAGCUGCGGCGGCGUCCUCCUCCUGCGGGCGGCCGGGGCGGGUUCGCGCCGGGCCCUGGGCGUCCUGCCGCAGCGGCGGCUGGCAGCGGGCAGCCUCCCGCGCCUCCUGCGCACCGGUCCGCGGUGCCAAUCCUACGCCAAGGAUCUGUUCCUGGGGAAAAUCCAGAAGAAAGAAGUUUUUCCAUAUCCAGAAGUCACCCUAGAUGAAUUAAAUGAUAUGAAGCAGUUUGUGGUACCUGUAGAAAAAUUCUUCAAUGAAGAAGUGGACUCACGAAAAAUUGAUAACGAUAGUAAAAUUCCUCAAGAAACCUUGGAUAGAUUAAAGCAGCUCGGGCUCUUUGGCAUGCUGAUUCCAGAAGAAUAUGGCGGCCUUGGUUUAUCGCAUAUAAUGUAUGCACGGUUAGGAGAACUCUGUUCUCAGGAUGGCGCCAUUGCAGUCACUUUGGCUGCUCAUCAAGCAAUAGACUAAAGGUAAUGCUCAACUGGCAUCCUUUUGGCCGGCACUGAGGAGCAGAAAGCAAAAUAUUUGCCUAAAUUGGCUACUGGGGAAUAUAUUGCAGCUUUCUGUCUCACAGAGGCAACGAGUGGCAGUGAUGCUGCGUCCAUUCAAACGAGAGCAACGCUGAGCGAAGAUAAAAAGUACUACAUCUUAAAUGGCUCCAAGAUCUGGAUCACAAAUGGUAGCUUGGCUAGCAUCUUCACAGUGUUUGCCAAGACAGAGAUCAUUGACGCCGACGGCUUAAAAAAAGACAAAAUCACAGCAUUCAUUGUUGAAAGAGAUUUUGGUGGCAUCACUAAUGGUAAACCUGAGAACAAAUUAGGCAUCCGUGGCUCAGACACUUGUGAAGUUCAUUUUGAAAAUACAAAAGUGCCUGUUGAAAAUGUCAUGGAGAAGUGGGGAGGCGGAUUCAAGAUAGCAAUGAAUGUCCUGAAUAGUGGACGAUUUAGCAUGGGAAGUUUAGUUGCUGGAAUGAUCAAGAAGUUGAUUGGAAUGACAGCAGAAUACGCCUGUACAAGGAAGCAGUUCAACAGACCUCUAAGUGAAUUUGGAUUAAUUGAGGAAAAGUUUACUCUGUUGGCUAAGAAAACAUACGUGAUGGAGAGUAUGGCCUACCUCACUGCUGGGAUGAUGGACAGCCCAGGUGUUCCUGAUUGCUCUGUGGAGGCAGCCAUGGUGAAGGUGUUCAGCUCUGAAGCAGCCUGGGUUUGUGUGAGCGAAGCUCUACAAAUUGUUGGAGGCCUGGGAUACAUGAAAGAUUACCCCUAUGAGCGCUAUCUCCGGGACUCAAGGAUUCUGCUGAUUUUUGAGGGAACAAACGAGAUCCUCCGCAUGUAUAUUGCCAUGACAGGACUACAGCAUGCAGGCCAAGUCUUAACCAAAAAAAUCAGAGAUAUGAAGAAGGGAAACUUCAAUGUUGCGAUGGAACAUGUAUCAAGCAAACUUCGAGAGAGCCUGAUCAGGAAGGUCGAUCUUGGUUUAACAGGGAAAAAUGGAAUGGUGCAUCCCAGUGUGGAGGAGAGUGCAAAUCGACUAGAAGAAAAUGUGUAUUAUUUUGGGAAAACGGUAGAGGUGCUGCUAAGGCGGUUUGGCAAGACUAUUGUGGAAGAACAGUUGGCCAUGAAGCGAAUGGCAGACAUCCUGAUCAACCUAUACGCCAUGACUGCCGUCCUCUCCAGAUCCAGUCGAUCCGUCCGCAUCGGCCUGCGCAAUCAUGACCAUGAGGUUCUGCUGACAAAUAUUUUCUGCACAGAGGCAUAUUUCCAGAAUCUUUACAACAUGUCUCAAUUAGAAAAAUAUUCUUCUGAAAAUCUAGAUGAACAUAUUAAAAAAGCUGCCCAGCAGAUUCUGGGUAGUAGAUCCUUCCCAUGCGCACAUCCCUUGGAAAGGAUAUACUGAGAAGUGGGGGGACGUGUUUCUAGAAUCCAUUUGUGAUUAUGAUCGACCAUGUCUUUGAACUACAUCAGCUCAUGACUUUAGAUGGGUCUGAUUUAGAAUGACACUUGCCAUUUUUUCACAGAAUAAAUUAAUAAUUGUGAAAAGGUUUUAUUAAAAAUGUUUAAAGCUCUGUUUAAUUCCUUUUGUCAAGUCUGUAAAGGGACUCCAUCUUGCCUUGAACAUGGUCCUAAAUUUUGCUAAAACGAGUACUGUCCUAGCACCCUCUCUUUCCACAUGAUUUGUGUUCCUUACUGGGCAGAGAAUGAAAGCUGCUAAAGGGAGGAGUUCAACUUGACAAGUUCUUGAAGGGAAACAGUAGGUCUGAUAAUACCCACAUGGUCUGAACUUUGCUCUUAUGAUUGACUUUUCCAGUUCUUAGAGCUAGAGAGGCAACAUGAGCUGUGGUGGGGAGAGCCCUGGGUUAGACCAGGGGUAGAAGAUGGGUGGAAUCCUGCCUCCGGGGCAGCCUGGGCAACCAGCGCACCAUCUUGUCAUGGAUGCCACUGUCUGCUUGACUACUGGUGAAAGAGGAGCUUGGGGUGCCCCUCCCCGGAGUCAGCAAGUCUCUAAGAAAGCAGAUGUUUGGCUUGACGGAAGCCUCUUAUGCUGAGUUUCCUCCCACCCUGACCCUCAGGUUCAUCUUCACAGUGCGACCAGAACCCACACUCCAAACCUGACUGAACACAGCCACACGUCAGGGCAGAAGGGCCCCCUGAGACAAUCUCCUCCCAUAUCCUGGACAAGUAAGAAAAGGCCCAGCGUGGAAGAGCCCACUGCCUUGGGGGAAAUGGGGUGGCCCACUGCCCUUGGGGAUAGCGCCCCCUCCGCUUCUACCAGUCUUCACUGGGCUUGAACUUUGGGCUCUUCUCCAUCCUGGUUUCCCUCUUCUGGACAUUCUGGCUUCCUGAUGUUCUUCCCCAAAUGGGGGUGCCUGGUAAUGAACCAUGCAGCAGACACUCCAGGUGGCCUGGCCAGGGCACUGCACAGCGGGAUGCUUUCCUACUGAAGGCUGUGUGGGGACAGUGCUGGUUUGGGGGUUUGAGGACUUGGGGUCCAACCCCUUCUCUGCAGCCUUGGCCAGCAACUUCCUCUCCCUGGCCUCAUUUCCUCAUCUGCAACACGAGUGGGUUGACCUGCGUGGCCCCCCAAGGGCCCUUCCAGCUCUUGCUCUAUGAUCCCAAGGCCCUCUCAGUUUCUUGGCUGCCAUAUUACAUUAUUAACUCCUUGGCACAUAUGCCCAAUACCGGGAUUGCUUGGUCAUGGUAUAUAUAAGCAGUUCAUUCCAUUUUCUCUUUUCAAUUCCAGACUUUUCCAGAACAAUUGAACCGAUUUACCAACAAGGUGUUUCACAGAGCAAACUCAUUGGUUUUUCCAAUGAAACAAAGGGGGAAUGUGGUAAAAAUUAUUGUGGUAAAGAUUAACAUCGAAAAUUUUAGCUGAAUCAUUUGGGAGGGGCCCCACCUGGCUCACCCUGACACUGCGGAUGCUACUAAGUUGCUUUUGAAGGACCUCCCCUUUUGGGGAGUAAAAAAAUGCCAGACCUCCCCUUUUGUGGGAGGAAAAACUCCACCGGAAGGCAAGGCAACUUCUGGUGGGCGGGGCAUUCAAAAGGUCAAGCUCUUUUGGUCUAGAGGGCAGUCUCUGGCAGUGCUUGGCUAGUGGUGGCAGUUCGGAAGCAUGGGCUUCGUGCUGGGUCUUGGGUAUGCUGGUUCUCCACCUGGCGGCAGUUUGGGAUUUGGUGAGUUUUAUAAAGGAAAAUCCUAAAUUCCUUUGAACUACCUUGAUCUCUGGUAUUGCAUAGACUAAUCUUAGAGCUGAGACUAUUCGUCUGUAUUUCUACUUCCUUAUUUCCCUAAUUGGUUUCACCUUUGUGGUCUAAUUAAUUCCCAAGCAAUAAAACCUGA